UCCUAGUGGAAAAGACAAGCGAGGCAUGGGUUGGCUCUGGAUUCAGAAAACAGCUGCUGAUUAGAUUCUCUGUCUGCAGGCUGAAUUUAUUCCGUGUUUUUCAGCAGCAGGAAUUCAAGAGGGAUGCUUCUGUUUGGGUUUCUGAUCGUGAUUUAUAUUUAUUCAGAGGAAUAACAGAGGGUGGAUCUGUUCCCGGCGCGAGCAUGCUCACAACCAGCCGACUCUCCCAUUAUCCAACUGCCUAGUUUGGUGUUUCCAUGUACAUGGCUAUUCCGUGUGCAUAUGUGUGUAUACAAACACGCAUGCAUGCCUGGAUGGACACACGUAUGCACAGGUUAUUUUGUAAGGACAAUUCUCUCAAUAAGGUCUUUACCCCUUACUUGAAACAGGUGUUCAUGAAAAAAACGCACAAAAUCCUGCCGGGCCGGAAUAAUUCAUGAAGAAGGGGCUGGAUCCGUGGGUCAGAGAACACAGGACCAGGUUGCCAUCCCAAGGCCGAAGGCCUCCUUCCAACAGUCCUCCAGGCUCUAGAAAUCUCCGACACAUCUCAACCAUGAGACCACGGCUGGCUUUUGGCAGGAUUCGAGGCACAAACCCAGCGGCCUCAACCUAGUUCAUGGAGGAGCCCCGGGAGGUCCUGGCCAGGCAAGCCCUCCCCUCCAGUGGGAAGAGCGGUGCCUAGGAGGAGGGCGGCUGCCGCAGGAGUGGACAUGAACGCUGGCUUUCAACGAGAACAGCGUUUCAGUUUUGGUCAUCGGAAGUGGUGCCUUCAGCACAGAAGAAGAGUGUGAGUUCUCCUCCGAAACCUUUGAUCUCCAAAACGGAACUAAAGGGGAGAAGAGGUUGGAGCUGCCCUCAGCAUCCAUCGUGGUAUCUCUUGUGCCGGGACCAGGGAUGCCUGGGCCAUGGGCACAGACAUCACCAAUCUUCAACCAUUCGCAUAGCACACUGGGGACUCGUGGGGGCCACCUGACACUGCCAACUGGAACCGUACAAUGGCAAUACUGACAUCCUUCAUGACGUUUUCCCAACAGACAUUCAGGCAGAAAGUGCCCGCGCGUUUUCUGUCUGCAAAGUAGAAGGCCAUGCCUCACCAAUAUGAAUAGCUAGGGCCCUGAUGACCUGCUCUGAGUCUACCUGCAGCCAGUGAAACUUGCAAAAAAAACUCCCAGAGCCAUCUUGGGUUUGGCUUCUGCAACUCUUGACCAAUGUGGCCAAAGCGGGACCCCUCUUUGGGACGCUUGGGUCAUCCGUGAAUGCAGCCUGUCCCGACUGUCCCUGAAUAGCAUCUGAAGUCUCUGUGAAGGUCAUGGAUCCUGAACAAAGUGUCAAGAGCACCAAGAAGGCUGAGGGAAGUCCCCGGAAGCGGCUGACCAAAGGAGAGGCCAUUCAGACCAGUGUUCCUUCCAACGUCCCAUAUCCCAGCAGCAGUGCAGCUGCCACCCAAGAGAGCCCCGCCCAAGAGCUCCUCGCCCCGCAGCCCUUCCCGGGCCCCUCAUCGGUUCUUAGGGAAGGCUCUCAGGAGAAAACGGGCCAGCAGCAGAAGCCCCCCAAGAGACCCUCCAUCGAAGCCUCCAUCCACAUCUCACAGCUUCCGCAGCACCCUCUUACACCAGCAUUCAUGUCGCCCGGCAAACCUGAGCAUCUCCUGGAGGGGUCCACGUGGCAGCUGGUCGACCCCAUGCGGCCUGGACCCUCAGGCUCCUUUGUGGCCCCUGGGCUCCAUCCUCAGAGCCAGCUCCUCCCUUCCCAUGCUUCCAUCAUUCCUCCUGAGGACCUACCUGGCAUCCCCAAGGUCUUCGUGCCUCGCCCCUCCCAGGUCUCCUUGAAACCCACAGAAGAGACACACAAGAAGGAGAGGAAGCCUCAGAAGCCAGGCAAGUACAUCUGCCAGUACUGCAGCCGGCCCUGCGCCAAGCCCAGCGUGCUCCAGAAGCAUAUCCGCUCACACACCGGCGAGAGGCCCUACCCCUGCGGCCCUUGCGGCUUCUCCUUCAAGACCAAGAGCAACCUCUACAAGCACAGGAAGUCCCAUGCCCACCGCAUCAAAGCAGGCCUGGCCUCGGGCAUGAGCGGUGAGAUAUACCCACCAGGGCUGGAGAUGGAGCGAAUCCCUGGGGACGAGUUUGAGGAGCCCACCGAGGGAGAAAGCACAGAUUCCGAAGAGGAGACGGGCACCACGCCUGCCCACCCCACAGAGCUCUCCCCCAGGCCCAAGCAGCCCCUCCUCUCCAGCGGGCUGUAUAGCUCUGGGAGCCACGGUUCCAGCCACGAACGCAGUUCCUUGUCGCAGUCUAGCACCACCCAGUCGCUCGAGGAGCCCCCUCCAUUUGUGGAACCCUCAUCUGAGCACCCCCUGAGCCAUAAACCCGAAGACACACACACAAUUAAGCAGAAGCUGGCCCUCCGCCUGAGUGAGAGGAAGAAGGUGGUUGACGAGCAGGCAUUCCUGAGCCCAGGCAGCAAAGGGAGUACUGAGUCUGGGUACUUCUCCCGCUCUGAGAGCGCCGAGCAGCAAGUCAGCCCCCCAAACACCAACGCCAAGUCCUACGCUGAGAUCAUCUUAGGCAAGUGUGGGCGGAUCGGGCAGCGGCCUGCCAUGCUGACAGCCCCCUCCACUCAGCCCCUCCUGCCCCUGUCCACCGAAGACAAGCCCAGCCUGGUGCCUUUGUCUGUGCCCCGGACACAGGUGAUCGAGCACAUCACGAAGCUCAUCACCAUCAACGAGGCCGUGGUGGACACUAGCGAGAUCGACAGUGUGAAGCCCAGGCGGAGCUCACUGUCGAGGCGCAGCAGCAUGGAGUCCCCCAAAUCCAGCCUCUACCGGGACCCCCUGUCGUCCCACAGUGAGAAAACCAAGCCCGAACAAUCACUGCUGAGCCUCCAGCACCCGCCCAGUACCGCGCCCCCUGUGCCUCUCCUGAGAAGCCACUCAAUGCCUUCUGCCGCCUGCACUAUCAGCACCCCCCAUCACCCCUUCCGUGGUAGCUACUCCUUCGACGACCAUAUCACCGAGUCCGAUGCCCUGAGCCGCAGCAGUCACGUGUUUACCUCCCACCCCCGGAUGCUGAAGCGCCAGCCGGCCAUCGAGUUACCCAUGGGAGGGGAGUACAGUUCCGAGGAGGCUGGACCGAGCAGCAAAGAGGCAGCCUCCAAGCCCCCAGAUGAACCGGAACCCAAGGAGAGUGAACUUACCAAAAAGACCAAGAAGGGUUUGAAAAUGAAAGGGGUGAUCUAUGAAUGUAACAUAUGUGGUGCUCGGUACAAGAAGAGGGAUAACUACGAGGCCCAUAAAAAGUACUACUGCUCAGAGCUUCAGAUCUCAAAGCCCAUCUCUGCAGGUGCUCAUGCAUCUCCAGAAGCCGAGAAGAGUCAGGCUGAGCAUGAGCCGUGGUCCCAGAUGAUGCAUUAUAAACUGGGGACCACCCUGGAGCUCACGCCUCUGAGGAAGCGGAGGAAAGAGAAGAGCCUUGGGGAUGAGGAGGAGCCGCCUGCUUUCGAGUCAACAAAAAGUCAGUUUGGCAGCCCCGGGCCAUCUGAUGCUGCCCAGAACCUUCCCCUGGAGUCCACCAAGUCACCAGCAGAACCAAGUAAAUCGGUGCCCUCCUUGGAGGGAUCCGCGGGCUUCCAGCCAAGGACUUCCAAGCCAGGGUCCAGUUCUGAAUCAGGGAAGGAGAGGAGAACAACGUCCAAAGAGAUUUCUGUCAUCCAGCACACCAGCUCCUUUGAGAAAUCUGACUCUCUCGAGCAGCCCAGUGGCUUGGAAGGGGAAGAUAAACCUCUGGCUCAGUUCCCAUCCCCGCCACCCGCCCCACAUGGACGCUCGGCCCACUCCCUGCAGCCUAAGUUGGUCCGCCAGCCCAAUAUUCAGGUUCCUGAAAUCCUGGUGACCGAAGAGCCCGACCGGCCAGACACAGAGCCGGAGCCGCCCCCUAAGGAGCCCGAGAAGGCCGAGGAGUUCCAGUGGCCCCAGCGCAGCCAGACGCUUGCCCAGCUGCCUGCUGAGAAGCUGCCUCCCAAGAAGAAGAGACUGCGCCUGGCAGAGAUGGCCCAAUCAUCAGGAGAAUCCAGCUUCGAGUCCUCUGCGCCUCUGUCCCGCAGCCCAAGCCAGGAAAGCAGUGUCUCUCUGAGCGGGUCCAGUCGCUCAGCCUCGUUUGAGAGGGACGACCAUGGGAAAGCCGAGGCCGUGGGGCUCUUGUCUGACCCGCGCUGCAGACCCUUGGGCACCCACAUGCUGACUGUCCCCAGCCACCACCCGCAUGCCCGAGAGAUGCGCCGGUCAGCCUCGGAGCAGAGCCCCAACGUCUCCCAUUCUGCCCACAUGGCCGAGACUCGCAGUAAAUCCUUCGACUACGGCAGCUUGUCCCUGACAGGCCCUUCUGCUCCAGGUCCAGUGGCCCUACCGGCACCUGUGGCCCCUCCGGAGAGAAGAAAAUGCUUUUUGGUGAGACAGGCCUCUCUGAGCAGACCCCCAGAAUCUGAGCUGGAGGCCACCCCUAAGGGAAGGCAGGAGAGUGAGGAACUGCCACCCUCAUCCAGUAAACCUUCCACCAAAAGCUCGUUGCCCCAGAUCUCCCCCACGGCCACCUCGCACAGUGGGCACCCAGGAGGCAAGAACCAGGCACAGGACAGGCCCCCACUAGGGCCCACUGUGCCCUAUACAGAAGCACUGCAGGUGUUCCCCCACCCCAUUGCCCAGCCCCCGCUGCAUGAGAAACCCUACCUGCCUCCACCUGUCUCUCUGUUCUCCUUCCAGCACCUCCUGGAGCACGAGCCAGCACCAUCUUCAGAAUUUUUCCCCACCCAGGCCAUGUCCAGCCUCCUCUCCUCCCCAUACUCCAUGCCCCCACUUCCGCCCUCCUUAUUUCAGACCCUACCACUUCCUCUCCAGCCUACUGUCCUGCACCCAGGCCAGCUCCAUCUCCCCCAGCUCAUGCCCCAUCCAGCUGACAUCCCCUUCCGGCAGCCCCCUUCCUUCCUCCCCAUGCCAUACCCUGCCUCCUCAGCACUCUCUCCUGGGUUUUUCCUGCCUCUGCAAUCUCAGUUUGAGCUUCAGCACCCUGGCAGUGUGGAAAGCCAUCUGCCCCCAGUCAAAACCAGCCUGACCCCACUGGCAACAGGAAGUACCGGCCUCUCCUCCAGCACAGAGUAUAGCAGCGACAUCCAGCUGCCCCCUGUGGUUCCCCCAGCCAGCUCCUCAGCACCCACAUCAGCACCUCCGCUGACCCUGCCUGCCUGUCCAGACACCAUGGUGUCCCUGGUUGUGCCUGUUCGUGUCCAGACCAACAUGCCGUCCUAUGGAAGUGCGAUGUACACCACCCUAUCCCAGAUCUUGGUCACGCAGUCCCAAGGCAGCUCACCAACUGUGGCUCUUCCCAAGUUUGAGGAGUCCCCAUCCAAAGGGAUGACUGUGUGUGGGGCAGAUGUGCAUGAGGCUGGGCCUGGACCAUCUGGAUUAAGUGAAGAGCAAAGCCGAGCUUUCCCAACUCCAUACCUGAGAGUGCCUGUGACACUACCUGAACGGAAGGGCACUUCCCUGUCAUCAGAGAGUGUUUUGAGCCUGGAGGGAAGUUCAUCAACAGCAGGGGGGAGCAAACGUGUCCUUUCACCAGCUGGCAGCCUUGAACUUACCAUGGAAACCCAGCAGCAAAAAAGGGUGAAGGAGGAGGAGGCUUCUAAGGCAGAUGAAAAACUUGAGCUGGUAAAACCGUGCAGUGUGGUGCUUACCAGCCCCGAGGAUGGGAAGAAGCCAGAGAAAUCCCACUUAGGCAGCCAGGACCAGGGUAGGAGGGAGCUAGAAAUGCUGUCCAGCCUGCCCUCAGAUCCAUCUGACCCCACGGAAAUUCCUCCCCUUCCUCAGCCCACAUUGCCCCAUGGGACAGCCCCAGGCUCAGAAGCUUUGAAGGAAUAUGCCCAGCCAUCUUGCAAGCCUCACCGAAGAGGGAUGCUCCCACUGAGUGUGAAGAAAGAAGACUCCAAGGAACAACCUGACCUCCCUCCCCUAGCACCUCCCAGCUCUCUGCCUCUGUCAGAAACGUCCUCCAGACCAGCCAAGUCACAAGAAGGUACGGACUCAAAGAAGGUACUGCAGUUCCCCAGCCUCCACACAACCACUAAUGUCAGUUGGUGCUAUUUAAACUACAUUAAGCCAAAUCACAUCCAGCAUGCAGAUAGGAGGUCCUCUGUUUACGCUGGUUGGUGCAUAAGUUUGUACAACCCCAACCUUCCGGGGGUCUCCACUAAAGCUGCUUUGUCCCUCCUGAGGUCUAAGCAGAAAGUGAGCAAAGAGACAUACACCAUGGCCACAGCUCCGCAUCCUGAGGCAGGAAGGCUUGUGCCAUCCAGUUCCCGCAAGCCCCGCAUGACAGAGGUUCACCUCCCUUCGCUGGUUUCCCCGGAAGGCCAGAAAGAUCUAGCUAGAGUGGAGAAGGAAGAAGAAAGGAGAGGGGAGCUGGAGGAAGACGCUCCUACCUCCCAGAGAGGCGAGCCAGCGAGGAUCAAAAUCUUCGAAGGAGGGUACAAAUCAAACGAAGAGUAUGUAUAUGUGCGAGGCCGCGGCCGAGGGAAAUAUGUUUGUGAGGAGUGUGGAAUUCGCUGCAAGAAGCCCAGCAUGCUGAAGAAACACAUCCGCACCCACACUGACGUCCGGCCCUAUGUGUGCAAGCACUGUCACUUUGCUUUUAAAACCAAAGGGAAUCUGACUAAGCACAUGAAGUCGAAGGCCCACAGCAAAAAGUGCCAAGAGACAGGGGUGCUGGAGGAGCUGGAAGCCGAAGAAGGAACCAGUGACGACCUGUUCCAGGACUCGGAAGGGCGAGAGGGCUCAGAGGCUGUGGAGGAGCACCAGUUUUCAGACCUGGAGGACUCGGACCCAGACUCGGACCUGGACGAAGAUGAAGAUGAGGACGAGGAGGAGAGCCAGGACGAGCUGUCCAGACCAUCCUCGGAGGCACCCCCGCCUGGCCCUCCAGCCAUGCCCCGGGCAGACUCCUCACCCGUUCAGGGCCCUCAGCCCCCAGAUGCCACCGUCUCUGGCCACGAGGCUACACGAGGCAGCUCGGUCUCAGAAGCUGAGCACUUGACAGCCAGCAGCUGUUCCACAUCCAGCCAGAGCAGCCUGUGCCUGCCCCGACUGGGACUGGCCCCUUCAGGCCCUGUGGAGAAGGACGCAGGCUCAGCUCUGAGCUCCAAGUCUGUGUCCCCAAGAAGACCGUGGUCCCCAAGCAAAGAAGCAGGCAGCCGCCCACCACUAGCCCGCAAACACUCACUCACCAAAAAUGACUCGUCUCCCCAGCGUUGUUCGUCGGCCCGAGAACCACAGGCCACAGCCCCAAGCCCGCCCAGCCCCCACAUGGGCCCACGAAGGGACAUGGGCCCUCUCCGUUGUGGCUCUCCAAGACUUGAGCUGUCUCCUCUCAUCCCCUGCCCCCUGGGAAGAGAACUAUCCCCUCGAGCACAACUGCUCCCUGAACUCGAGGGCGCCACCGACCCAGGGCCCCCCAGACACUCGCCCACCUGGAGGUGGUCUCAGGGUCAGGCCGAGUCACCACCACGGUCAGCGCUGCCAGGGAAGUGGGCCUUGGCUAGGCCGAGCAGCCCCUCAGUGGGCGAGCGUGGCCCAGGCUUGGGGCUGACCCCACGGGUUCUCUUCCCACCCGUGCCUCUACCUCACAAGCUCCUCAGCAGAAGCCCUGAGACCUGCGUCUCCCCGUGGCAGAAGGCCGAGUCCCGAAGUCCCUCCUGCUCACCUGGCCCUACUCAUCCUCUCUCCUCCCGACCUUUCUCCGCCCCCCAUGACUUCCACGGCCACAUCCCAGCCCGGACCGAGGAGAACAUCUUCAGCCACCUGCCUCUGCACUCCCAGCACUUGACCCGUGCCCCGUGUCCCUUGAUACCCAUCGGUGGGAUCCAGAUGGUGCAGGCCCGGCCAGGGGCCCACCCCACCCUGCUACCUGGGCCCACUGCGGCCUGGGUCAGCGGCUUCUCAGGGGGUGGCAGCGACCUGACAGGGGCCCGGGAGGCCCAGGAGCGAGGCCGCUGGAGUCCCACCGAGAGUUCGUCAGCCUCUGUGUCGCCUGUGGCUAAGGUCUCCAAGUUCACACUCUCCUCGGAGCUGGAGGGCAGGGACUAUCCCAAGGAGAGGGAGAGGACGGGCGGAGGCCUGGGCAGACCUCCUGACUGGGCGCCCCGUGGGGCUGAGGCACCCACAGAGCCCGCACCCACGCACAGCCCCUGCACCCCGCCCGAGUCCUUGUCCCGGCCACCCCAGGGCCGCCGGGCAGCGCAAUCCUGGAGCCCCCGCCUGGAGUCCCCGUGCACACCGGUCAAUCCCGAGGCCCCUGCCACCCCGCCACUGGACCGCAGCAGCUCCGUGGGCUGCCUGGCAGAGGCAUCCACCCGCUUCCCAGCCCGGAGGAGGAACCUCUCCGGGGAACCCAGGACCAAGCAGGGCUCCCCCGAGCCCUCAGGAAGUGGGGAGCCCAGGGUGCCUCCACACCAGCCGGAGGAUCGGGGCUCCCCAAGCGCUUAGCCUCCCUCUGGCCGCUUCAGCAUCCAGCUUCUGGUGUUCAGCAACAGACGUUUCCAGCCGCUUUCUCGAAUCCCCUGCUCUCUCGGCCCACUCUUGUCUGUCCUUCCGUCCAGCAACUCUGCCCAGCCCCAUCUGUUGUAUCUUCCCAUGUAUGCAGUUACCUGUGCCUUUUUCUACACCUUUGGUUGCUUGAAAAGAAGCAAAUCACACACAUACAUAAACAACAACAACAACCCACGAGGAGUUUGAGGCUGUGAAGAGUUUGUGCUUUUGGGGAAAGAUGUAGGUGGAGCCUCCCGACCCUCCCACCGGGGCGGGCAGCUGCCCACCCCAAGGCUGGUGGAGGGCAGGGAUGCGCUGUGGGGGAGAACAAGAGACACCUUACCAGAUGCAUAGCAAAGCGUAAAGGCAGGCGCUCCUGUGUGCAGACGCUGCGACCCCAGCCAGUGGCCACUCCUCCGCCAGCAGAAACGAGGCAGAGGGACACACACACAGGCAGGUCACCCCAUCUAGCCCCCGCAGGCAAGCCCAGAAAAAUCAUCUUUUCCUUUUUUUAUUUUUUAUAUUUUUCAAGAAAAUUCCUUUUCCUAGGAUUUCAACACAAAGUGAUAGGAGCAGGUAGAAGGUCAGGGCAGGUGGGGAUCCCAGGGUUCCCAGAGACCCAGGCUGAGUCAUAGGCCCAUCUGGGCAUUCCACAGGUGGACAGACCACCCCACCCACCCACACCAGGCCCAGCACCUGAAUUCUGCCUCUGCCUCUACCCCCUGAGCUGGAAAGGGCCCCUGGCUGGCUGUCUCCUGGUUCCUGAGCACCUGACCCUGGCCUUGCCCUCCCGGCCUGGCCAAAGUCUGCCUUCUCUGUUCUAAAAACUACCCACAUGGCUGAAGUGGCAGGGCCUAAGCCCUAGGGACUGCUCUUGCGUCUGGGGUCUGAGUUUUGUUUCCUUCCUGGCUGGGCUUUCUCAGUGCUCAGCACUGGAGAGUUACAGGGACAAGCCUCUGGACCCCUUUGCUGAAGGACUGGUUUGCCCUGCCCCUGCCCCACACCGUCCCUGCCUCCACUACCCCAAGGAAAUACCCAAAACUGUAACUGGUGGAAACUGCUGGCCUGCUUGUUGUCAUAAACAUAACAGGGUCAGAAGAUGGUGUUUACUCCUUUCCCAGCCUCCUCCAACUGUCUCGAUCCAGAGGGCUUCUGAGCUGUCCUAAGGCACUAGAAUUUUCCAGGGCAGUCAGUCCUAACCAGUGCCUCCUCCCUAUCGCCAUUUCUACCUUCAAGAAGCUGCCCUGUAUUUCUUAGGGCCAAUGUCUGCUUUGUAAGAAAAAUGGUAAGAUCAAAAAUUGAAAUCCCAAGCUGAAAUAUGGAAAUUGAAUUCUUGCAUGUUUAGCCCAUCCUGGGAGAGACAGGUUUUUCCCAACCUCCAGAAACAAUUUACUUUCAAAGAGGGAGAGCAUCAAGGGACCAGGGUGGUGGCCCACACAGGCUGGGUGCUGCUGCUGCCUUCUACAGAGCGGGAACCUCUCUGGCCGAUCCCCAACCCCCAGCCAGGCUAUAUGCAUCAAACAGCCACCCAAGGCUCCCAAGCUGUGGGGCUUGUUCAGAUAGGA
Molecule: messenger RNA, 10137 nt
Organism: Carlito syrichta (Philippine tarsier)
Lineage: Eukaryota; Metazoa; Chordata; Mammalia; Primates; Tarsiidae
Gene: HIVEP3
Product: human immunodeficiency virus type I enhancer binding protein 3
Exons: 9
Coding region: 1310-8530 (2406 amino acids)
Biological process (GO): regulation of transcription by RNA polymerase II
Cellular component (GO): nucleus
Molecular function (GO): DNA-binding transcription factor activity, RNA polymerase II-specific; RNA polymerase II cis-regulatory region sequence-specific DNA binding
Source: RefSeq, a predicted model, not a curated record